Messenger RNA from Phanerochaete carnosa HHB-10118-sp, 754 nucleotides. RefSeq lists its product as uncharacterized. The record is from RefSeq and is a predicted model, not a curated record. Bases 49 to 588 code for a protein of 179 amino acids. The transcript has 5 exons. NCBI's taxonomy places the organism in Eukaryota, Fungi, Basidiomycota, Agaricomycetes, Polyporales, Phanerochaetaceae.
CGGGUAUUCCCACGGUUGCACUCAACACCGACCCAAGGUCACCUCACGAUGCCGCCCGCCGCCCUGCUGGGAGGCAUCGCGCCGCGCAAGCUCAGCCCCUCCUCGGCGACGUCGAGGACUGUAAACCUUGGCGGCUCACUGCCAGAGCCUCCGGAACCUCUUCGCAAGCGUGUCAGAGUCGACAGAGUCGAAUCAUUCUCGACGAAACGAGUCACCAGAAGCCAAUCGAGCGCACGAAGCGUGGAUCUCGGCGCGCUCGGAGCAUCAGACCAAACUUCGGCUUCAGGCCCCCCUGUAGGACCUCCGAUUCGCAACGAGCGGGAGAUAGCAUACUCUACAAGCCAUGCGGGGCCCCCUAAACCUCCCAAGUCUGUUAAAGCUUUACCAGCACGAGCUGCGACUGGCAGCCUGCAGGCUGACACUGCCGCAGCCACACUAAAUCAGCCUCCGACAUCGGAUGCGGGUACAGUUCAGGUUGUUUCACCAAAUUCUAGUGGAACAGGUUUGAAGCCCUUCAUUCACCCUACGUUGCUCGACGAAUGCAACUCCAUCACCGAGCGCUAUCGCAGUGGCAAGUGCACGAAAUGACGAGCUACAUCACUCCUUUUGAAGACUCUGCGCGUCGACGAGGCUUCCACAAGUAUAAGCAUCGAGCUGAUUGCAGAGGUGUUCCUUGCCCGGAUGGAUUAACAUUGUCGAUUGAUGUCGUUAUAAGGCUGUUUUCAAUCUCACUCUGCAAUACAAUCACGAUGCC